UGAAGCGCUGCGCCUGUUUGUGUUUAUGUUUUCGCCCUCGCCCGGAUCGUCAAUACAAUCUGACUAAAACCAUGGCCGUGAGCGCCGUCCACCUGGAGUCAGACGCCUUCCUCGUGUGCAUGAAUCACGCGCUGAGCACAGAGAAAGAAGAGGUGAUGGGUUUGUGCAUCGGAGAGGUGGAAAUCAGCCGAAUCGUCCACAUCCACUCCGUCAUCAUCCUCCGCCGCUCGGACAAGAGGAAGGACCGGGUGGAGAUCUCCCCGGAGCAGCUGUCAGCGGCCUCCACGGAGGCGGAGAGGCUGGCCGACAUGACGGGCAGGCCUAUGCGGGUGGUCGGCUGGUACCACUCCCACCCGCACAUCACCGUGUGGCCCUCCCACGUCGACGUGCGGACCCAGGCCAUGUACCAGAUGCUGGAUCAGUGCUUCGUGGGCCUCAUCUUCUCCUGCUUCAUCGAGGAUAAGAACACCAAGACGGGCCGGGUGCUGUACACCUGCUUCCAGUCCGUGCAGGCGCAGAAGGGCUCCGAGUACGAGCGGGUGGAGAUCCCGAUCCACGUCGUGCCCCGCGAAGCCAUCGGCAAGGUGUGCCUGGAGUCGGCCGUAGAGCUGCCGCGGAUCCUGUGCCAGGAAGAGCAGGACACGUACCGCAAGAUCCACAGCCUGGCGCACCUGGACCCGGUCACCAAGAUCCACAACGGCUCUGUGUUCACCAAGAACCUGUGCAGCCAGAUGUCUGCGGUGAGCGGGCCGCUGCUGCAGUGGCUGGAGGACCGGCUGGAGCAGAACAAGCAGAGCAUCGUGGAGCUGCAGCAGGAGAAGGAGAGGCUGCUGCAGGAGCUGGCUGCUCUGUGAGCCGGCAGGACACGGAGGGUGGAGGAGGACAGUCCAGAGACCGCUAUCAGUUCUUUGUCUGUUGUUCGAGAGAGGGAAAUGACCCACUUGUUUACUUGUUUUACCUUCGUUACUACUUUCUCACCUUAAUGAACAUCGAUUCUUUUUUGGUACCUUACAAGAAGUCUUGACAUUACAGUCUAUGAAAUGCCAGAUCAUAGUUAAAAUUUUCCAUCAGAAACUCCCGGAGCCCAGAACAUGUCUUGUUUUGUGUGGUGAUGAGUCCAGAACUCAAAGAUGUUCAGUGUACAAAUGCUCUCAAACAGCUUUAGAUCCUCACACCUGAGAGGCUGCAACCAGAACACUAUUGGCAGUUUGGAAAAUAUUUUUCUCUUAUUAAUCCAUUAUCAAAAUUGUUGCAGAUUACUUUUUUAAUUGACGAUUCAUUGUUACAAUUUUGUUAUCCUUACAGCUGGUAACUAAUGUCGGGUCAGAUGUGUCCUUGCUGUAGUUGGCUUAGUAUUAUUUUUUGAUCAGAUAGUUCCUGAUUUAAAUAAUUACUUUGAAAACCUGUUUGUAUCUUACUGUGGUAAAGUUCUUGUAAAGCUCUUUUUGAGAUGAGACAAAGAGUUUUUGUUAAAAGAAAAAGAUUUGUCUAACUGAGGUAUCAAAAGGUAUUGGCAUUUAAUUAUAGAUUAAAUCUGCCAAUUUA
This is a messenger RNA of Seriola dumerili (greater amberjack), 1545 nucleotides long. It is a transcript of the gene brcc3, whose product is annotated as BRCA1/BRCA2-containing complex subunit 3. The transcript has a single exon. Gene Ontology annotation, molecular function: cysteine-type deubiquitinase activity; metallopeptidase activity; polyubiquitin modification-dependent protein binding. Gene Ontology annotation, biological process: double-strand break repair. Gene Ontology annotation, cellular component: BRCA1-A complex; BRISC complex. Lineage: Eukaryota; Metazoa; Chordata; Actinopteri; Carangiformes; Carangidae. The record is from RefSeq and is a predicted model, not a curated record. Bases 72 to 854 code for a protein of 260 amino acids.